Ceraceosorus bombacis is the source of this 2932-nucleotide messenger RNA. Lineage: Eukaryota; Fungi; Basidiomycota; Exobasidiomycetes; Ceraceosorales; Ceraceosoraceae. The record is from the annotation of a GenBank genome assembly.
AUGGCGGAUGGAGAGGUCCUAGGACUGGAUCGCCUGACCCUCGACGAUGCCACCGGAGGGUCGCGUCCUCCAACUGGCGCUCGCAACGAAAGCAUCCUGUUCGACCUGAGCCUUGUUGAAGUCACCAGAGCGACAGCAGGCUACGACGCUGAGGUAUGCGCAGAUCGACUGAAGAGCAACCCCGAAGCCCCUGGCAUAUGGGAGUGGGUGUGCAGGUCGCUCGGAUCCCAUGCUGCCUAUAAUAGUGUGGAUGGCUCAGAUUCUGCGGCUUCCCAGACCGGCGCGCCUUCGACACCCAGGCGCGUGGCUCGUCACGGCAGGCUCGAUCAACUUCCAACGCCGAUGAGAAACCGUCCUGCUGCAUACGAGUCUAGUCAAGAUUCUUCGACCGCAGUCAUUGCAGAUCAACUCGUUCGAGACAUGCAGCACAAGCAUUAUGGGAAGUACCUCAAGCUUGAGGAGCUCAGCGCUCCUGCAGGGGUGACGAAACUCCUCAAGAAUCCUGCUUUUCGCAACGCGCUCUCUCAAUUGAGGCAAUCGAUCACAGCCGCUACAUUGGAGUCACAGAUGGAGCGCCCGAUCGAGCGUUUUGUGAACUGCCUAGGGUACAUCUUUGCUGCUUCAGGGUCACACUUGCAAAGCUCUGCACAAGCGCGACGGUAUGCAGUCGCUCAGAGCAGCACGUCGGUGGUGAGUUACGCUGGUCACGUCUGCGCCGCUUGCAGCUACGAUGGCGCAGUUAGGUCACGGCUAUUUGCGCCAAUCGGGAUUCUGACCGCUGUCGUCUGUAAUUCUGCCCCUCUCCGCUGACCUCCUAGCAUCUGAGCUCAGAGAUUGUCGUUCUUGGCGACAAGCCCGAGAAUGCUAUCAGACCCGACAUUACCCUGGGUGAUGUUCGGCCAUGUGAUCUGAAGCACUCGGAGUGCCGCAGCGGUGUCACAGCGCAUCCCGCCCGUAAGCAGUGGAGCGAGAUCUCGACAGUCAUAGAGCUCAAGCGCACAGCGACGUCGGAUGGCUCUCGCGAUUUGAUGGCGCAAGUCCUGACCUAUGCGGUAUGUCAUAUUUCGAUGCUUGGCCUGAGCCUGAUUUCUGAUAGCUGGCCCCGCCCUUUCCAGCGCAUGCUUCUUUGCGACCAUCCUAUCAGCAAAGCGGUGUAUAUCGUGACAUGGUGCAAGGACAUCGUCAGAUUGUGGUGCUUCACCGCGAAUGCAUACACUGUCACACGCGCCCUUCGCAUUCAUGAAGAAGAGGAUUUGCUCGACUUUUGCAUGGUCUUGCUCUUCUGCACUAAAGACGAUCAAUUGCUUCAGAGGUGGAGGCCGAAUCACGAUAGUCGCUUCCUUCGGCCAAUCCAAGGAUCACGCCCUUUCCAGCUCUUUUCGGCGUCAGGCAACAAGAACAACAUCUACGACAGGGCGAUGGUCAGACCUUCGCUCGUGGGAUCUAGAACGGCUGUCUUUCUACAUUGUCCGACGUCGGUGGACCUAGAAAAUGCGCAAUUGACGGAAGCCGAGCAUCGAGCACUCUUUUUCGAGGGCAGGUUGCUCUUCGUCAAAGCCUCGUGGCGCCCACCGCGCCUCAUUGGACACGAACUGAACAUGCUGCUCCGGAUCCAAAGGGGCGAACAGCUCCUGAAAUCGAAGAAUCAUGCGUCCUGGCAGGACAUUGAAGCACCAACUCCCAUCGCCUUGCUGCCUAUGGACUGGGUGACCUGGCCUGCUUCUGGGAGCCCGGCUCUGAAGUUAGACAUUCUCGCUUUCGCCCAACAUCAAGGUGUCGCCUUCGGCUAUAAGGAUGCUGAAGCAGACCUGGCCCAAAUUUUUGGUCAAUUUGCUCGACAGCUUGCAGCCUAUGCUGAACUUGGUCUGCAUUAUCGGGACCUGAACCCUGGUAAUCUUCUCAUGACCCGCCGCCAAGGCUCGCAACGUGCUCGCCUCGUGCUUGCGGAUCAUGGGAAUGUGCGUGUGGGUGUUGCGCGCGAAGACCCGAUGCCAACCUGCGAGGAGGCGGACUGGUUAGGCUGGGCAGCGGACGAUACCCGCUCAGCCAACCAGCUUUUCCUUGCUCAUUCCACCUCAAAUUGCGGACGUCACGCUGCAUUGUUCCUGCUCGAGGAAAAAGCGCGCCACAAGUAUACAGCAGACCUGAAAACCCUCGAGUCGCUCGAGUCAAGCAAAAAUAGCGAGAUCGUCCGUCUAAGAAGGGACAUCGAGGAAGCCUCGCAGAACAUGGCUAUCAAUCGAAAGAAAGCAUUCAUCAAGUCGCAUAGAUACAUCGAUGACCUGGAAUCGAUGAUCUAUCUCUACUUGUACACGGUGAGGCGGUGGGGCUACGUUCAAGCCGCGCCUUGUGUUGAUUCGAAUUGACUCCUCGAGUGCUCUUCGACUGCGCAGAUCAGUUGCAGGGGUGGCUCCCAAAUCCGAAUAGAACUGCUGAGAACCCUCUCUGACAACCGGGCAAAGUCUGACUUCUGGACGUUACGUAGUGUGUGGGAAGAAGUGAGUCGACUGGAGGUAGUGUCAAAUAAUGGUCUCUUACUGAAAUCCCAUUGUAGAUCACGCAGAAGCUACGCUCAGAGUGCAAAUUGCCACCAGCAUGGAUGUCCGCCAUUGAUGAUGUACGACGGAUAGUUGCCAAGGCUCAGGGCCUGUUGCGCGGUUCCUUGGAACAACACUUUGACAGCCAUCAUUCGGAUUUUGGAAGGGUGCCAGAGCUGCCCCUUCAGGACGUUGAAGAUCAGUGUUUCAAGGAUGUUGCUUCCGUCUUCGAUACCUACCUGCACGAAGAGCACGAGGAAGUGAGUAGCGCCUCAUGUGCAGAAGAUGUGACGCGGCGGCAAGCCUAUCCGUGAUUGAGCUCUGACCGGAUCCUACGUUAUACCUGCCUCUCACAGCCGCUUGACCGCCUGCGUGAGGCCCAAAGCACCCUCUGA